AUGCUGGCGAUUUGUGAAGGAAAAGACAACGCGGUCGCCCUGGCCGAGCGGUAUGAAGUGAGACAGGCGUCUCAAGGCAGCAUCCUCGCGUAUGCGUUUGUCCCCGGCGCCCCACGCACCGCGUCAAGAAGAUACCGUUUGUUUUUGACCUUGUUUCUGACGUUGAUUGCGAUCGCGCCCACGAAUGCCUCUUUGACCUGGACAAAAUUGGCAUUGGAUCACCUCCUCGAGCGAUGGCACCAAACUCGCCGCGCAACCUGGACCGAGCGCGAGCCUGCCGGUGUGGGAGUUACGAAAACUUGGUAUGGCAUCACCUCCUCGAGCGAUGGCACCAAGCUCGCCGCGACUGUCGACGGCGGAAACAUCUGGACCUCCACUGAUUCUGGAGCGACGUGGACCUCCCGGGCAUCUUCAAAAAGUUGGUAUGGCAUCACCUCCUCGAGCGAUGGCACCAAGCUCGCCGCGGUUGUCUGGGGCGGAAACAUCUGGACCUCCACCGAUUCUGGAGCAAACUGGAUCUCCCGGGCAUCUAGAACAGACUGGCGUGCCAUCACCUCCUCGAGCGAUGGCACCAAGCUCGCCGCGACUCAGUGGAACGGAAACAUCUGGACCUCCACUGAUUAUGGAGUAACAUGGACCUCCCGGGCAUCUUCACAAAAAUGGUAUGGUCGCCUCGCCUCCUCGAGCGAUGGCACCAAGCUCGCCGCGACUGUCAGCGGCGGAAACAUCUGGACCUCCACUGAUUAUGGAGUAACAUGGACCGAGGACACGUCCGUGGGAGACACGAAAGACUGGCGUGGCAUCACCUCCUCGAGCGAUGGCACCAAGCUCGCCGUUGUUGUCGAAGGCGGAAACAUAUGGACCUCCACCGAUUCUGGAGCGACAUGGACCGAGGACACGUCCGUGGGAGACACGAAAGCCUGGCAUGACAUCACCUCCUCGAGCGAUGGCACCAAGCUCGCCGCGGUCGUCCAUCGCGGAAACAUAUGGACCUCCACCGAUUCUGGAUCGGGAUCGGCUUCACCGGCUUCAUCGGGAUCGCCACCUCCCGCUGAAGAAGAUGGGAAAACGUACCCGUGCGACGCCGACGGCUGGUGCAACCGCGAUUGGGUCGCGCUCGUUCUCCUCGGCGUCGCGCUCAUCUUCUGCGUCGCCGGGAAACGCCUCCACCGCCUCAACGUCUUCAUUCUCGCGGCCGCCAUCGGCUCCUUCGCCGGCCUCUGGAUCGCGGACACGUUCAACGUGGACGACUUCAACACGCGUUGGGGCAUCUGCAUCGGCCUCGCGGUCGCCAUCUCGCUGAUGGUGUACAUGAUCGAGUCCCUCGUCUUCUCCCUCCUCGGCGUCGCGACGUGCGCCGGCGGCGCGAUGGUCGUCUACUCCGCCCUCGCGGAGCACCUCCCGAGCUCCACGCCGGCGUACACCUUCCACCUCGUGAUCGGCGUCGCCGCGGCUGUCGGCUUCCUCCUGGGCGGCGUAUUGAAGAAGGCCGCUCUGACCGUCAUCUACAGGCGCGUUGACCGCUUCCCGCGCGACCCCGCGCGCGCCGCCGUCGGCGGGUUCCUCGUCGCGUCCGUCUCGUCCUAUUUCCUCUGGAAGAAGGACGAGGGCGAGGGCGACCUGUGGGUCGAGCACCUGACGUCGUCCGCGAAGACCAUCGACCUCGGCGAGUGGCAAGUGUGGCUCUCUCUCUCUCUCGGCGGCAUCGCGUGCCUCGCGGGCAUCGCGAUCCAAGGGCACCUCUGCGGCGGUCACAAGGGCGAGCACGGCUCCGCGGACGAGAAGACGCCGCUUCGGAGGAAGUAAGCGUGCUUGAAACGCUUCAAAUCUGUGCGUUUUUUUGUCGUGUCGUGUCGGGUGGCCCCCCGCGCGCGAUGCACGCCGUCGUCGCCCCCGCGCCGACGCCGCC
Micromonas pusilla CCMP1545 is the source of this 1909-nucleotide messenger RNA. RefSeq lists its product as uncharacterized. Lineage: Eukaryota; Viridiplantae; Chlorophyta; Mamiellophyceae; Mamiellales; Mamiellaceae. The transcript has 5 exons. The coding region runs from base 1 to 1806 and encodes 601 amino acids. Gene Ontology annotation, molecular function: protein binding. The record is from RefSeq and is a predicted model, not a curated record.